AUGUGUGAAGAUAAGGAAGAGGCUCGUAGCGAGGCGGCGGCGGCGGUCACUCCAAAACGUCUUUGUUGGCCGAAGCGACCCCCCGCCCCCUUGCCGGACACUAGAGGGCUUUGUUGCGCCAAACUACUUAGGAAAAAUGGAAAGGCGAAAAAGGUAUUACUUUUUGCCGAAGAAGGUUGGGCUCGUAGUGCCUCGUCGUCGUACUGGACGCUGCAGCCCUGCUGGUGGCGCCGGUCACGGUGCAAAGUGGUCGAAGUAGCCGGCACGAGAAGACACAACACUCAUGCUCGAAUGGUGGUAAGCGGGGUCAAUGCAGUGUACAUCGUUGGCACUUUUAAGCAUCUUGGCACUGACGCCGAUUUUAAGUUAUACCUAACAACAAACGUCACUCAAGCCGACUUUAAUAUGGGGUACACGAUGACGGGUACUCUAGAACGUGGCAGUCGCUCUACCAAUAACUUCCAAGUGACACAUUUUGCCGUCCUGCGUCGAUGCGAUCACGAAUCACACCACCUUAAAAACACUUAG
Molecule: messenger RNA, 528 nt
Organism: Nymphalis io (European peacock)
Lineage: Eukaryota; Metazoa; Arthropoda; Insecta; Lepidoptera; Nymphalidae
Exons: 4
Coding region: 1-528 (175 amino acids)
Source: RefSeq, a predicted model, not a curated record